Molecule: messenger RNA, 417 nt
Organism: Hevea brasiliensis (rubber tree)
Lineage: Eukaryota; Viridiplantae; Streptophyta; Magnoliopsida; Malpighiales; Euphorbiaceae
Product: secreted RxLR effector protein 161-like
Exons: 1
Coding region: 1-417 (138 amino acids)
Source: RefSeq, a predicted model, not a curated record
AUGCACACUUGCUCAUCUUCUAUUGCACCUAUUCUUUCAAGUGAGAAACUCUCUAAAGCUCAGUGUCCUCAGGAUGACAAAGAAAGGACUGAAAUGGAAAAGAUUCCAAAUAGUUCUGCAGUUGGGAGCUUGAUGUAUGCUCAAGUAUGCACUCGUCCUGAUAUAACAUUUGCUAUUAGUGCCCUUAGUAGAUACUUGAGUAAUCCUGGAUGGAGCCACUGGAAAGCUGCAAAGAAAGUUAUGAGAUAUUUGAAGGGUACUAAGAAUUAUAUGUUGACUUACAAAAGAUUUGACAAUCUGGAAGUCAUUGGGUACUCUGAUUCUGACUUUGCAGGCUGUGUAGAUGAUAGAAAAUCUACUUCUGGUUAUAUCUUCAUGAUGUUUGGAGAAGCUGUUUCUUGGAAAAGUGUCAAAUAA